AUGACCGACUUAGCAGAAGAAUUGGAGCGAUUGGGGCUGUCAGAAUACCUGGAAAUGCUCGUGGCCGAAGGCUUCGAUUCCUGGGAAACGGUGUUAGAUAUAACAGAAUCAGACUUAAACUCCCUCAACGUCAAGAUUGGUCAUCGAAGGUCAGACAAGUAUGCACCUAGGCGACCUCUAUCUGCCUAUGUAAUUUUCGCCAACCAUGUAAGGGAGUCUUUGAAGAGCCAAGUAUUAUCUUUCACAGAGAUUGCGAAAGUCGUUGGUGAACGGUGGCGAGUUUUACCAGCGGAAGCUCGAGAGGCCUAUCAAUGUCAGGCGAAGGCCGGAAAAGAGAAAUACCACGCGAAAUUAGUAGAGUACAAGGGAUCUCCCAAGUACGAUGCUUAUCAAAAGUACCUGAAGGAGUUCAAGGCGAAACACGCAGCACCAUACAAUGGUUUGUUGCGUUGA
Molecule: messenger RNA, 453 nt
Organism: Alternaria atra
Lineage: Eukaryota; Fungi; Ascomycota; Dothideomycetes; Pleosporales; Pleosporaceae
Exons: 4
Coding region: 1-453 (150 amino acids)
Biological process (GO): regulation of gene expression
Cellular component (GO): nucleus
Molecular function (GO): protein binding
Source: RefSeq, a predicted model, not a curated record